AUGUCCCCUUCCCUGCUUCCCCCCCUCCUCUUCUCUGCUUCCCCCCAUCCCCUUCCUUGCUUUCUCCCAUCCCCUUCCCUAUUUCCCCCCAUCCCCUUCCCGACUUCCCCCCAUCCCUUUCCCUGCUUCCUCCCAUACCCUUCUCUGCUUCCCCCCAUCCCCUUCUCUGCGUGCCCACCAUCCCCUUCCCUGCAUCCCCAUGCCCAAUUCUCUGCUUCCCCCCAUCCCCUUCCUUGCUUUCCCCCACCCCCUUCCCUGCUCCCCCCCAUCCCCUUCCCUGCUUUCCCCCAUCCCCUUCUCUACUUCCCCCCAUCCCCUUCCCUGCUUCCCCAUGUCCCCUUCCCUGCUUCCCCCCAUUCCCUUCCCUGCUUCUCCCCGUCCCCUUUCCUGCUCCCCCCCCUCCUCUUCCUUGCUUCCCCCCAUCCCCUUCUCUGCUUCCCAACAUCCCCUUCCCUGCUUCCCCAUGUAACCUUCCCUGCUUCCCCCCCUCCUCUUCCCUGCUUCUCCUCAUCCCCUUCUCUGCUUCCCCCCAUCCCCUUCUUUGCUUCCCCUCAUCCCCUUCCCUGCUCCCUUCCAUCCCCUUCUCUGCUUCCCAACAUCCCCUUCCCUGCUUCCCCAUGUCCCCUUCCCUGCUUCCCCAUGUCCCCUUCCCUGCUUCCCCCCCUCCUCUUUCCUGCUCCCCCCCAUCCCCUUCUCUGCUUCCCAACAUCCCCUUCCCUGCUUCCCCAUGUCCCCUUCCUUGCUUCCCCCCUCCUCUUCCCUGCUUCCCCUCAUCCCCUUCUCUGCUUCCCCUCAUCCCCUUCCCUUCUCCCUUCCAUCCCCUUCUCUGCUUCCCAACAUCCCCUUCCCUGCUUCCCCAUGUCCCCUUCCCUGCUUCCCCCCCUCCUCUUCCCUGCUUCUCCUCAUCCCCUUCUCUGCUUCCCCCCAUCCCCUUCCCUGCUCUCCCCCAUCCCCUUCCCUGCUUCCCCCCAUUCCCGAGCCCUGCUUCCCCCCAUCCCCUUCCCUGCUUUCCCCCCUCCCCUUCCCUGCUUUCCCCCUUCCCCUUACCUGCAUCCCCCCAUUCCCAUUCCCUCCUUCCCCAUGUCCCCUUCCCUGCUCCCCCCAAUCCCCUUCCCUGCUUCCCCCCAUCCCAUUCCCUGCUUUCCCCCAUCCCCUUCUCUUCUUCCCCUCAUCCCAUUCCCUGCUUUACCCCAUACCCUCCGCACUAUCUCCAGGCGUUGUCCUCAUCCUUCAAAACAACCUGCUUGCCACCCAUCCCACUGCUGUGCACUGUGCUUCCUGCCAUGCUCAUACCCUUGCUCUCCACUCACUCCCUUGUUCUCCCUCGCCCCACUCCCCACCCCUCCAGCUGCACAAAAGCAGAUCUACGACUGGAUCCGCCACGCCGCGGUGCAGGAGCAGUCUCAGCCUCCUCUCGAGACUGCCUUCAGCAACACCCCUUGCCCCAUACCCGCUAACUCCAUGUGCGCUAUGCCGCCUGCAUGUGCGCUAUGCGACUUCAUGCGCGCCAUGCGACUGCAUGGCCGCAAUGCGACUGCAUACGCGCCAUGCGACUGCAUGCGCGCCAUGCGACUGCAUGUGCGCCAUGCGACUGCAUGUGCGCCAUGCGACUGCAUGGCCGCAAUGCGACUGCAUGUGCGCCAUGCGACUGCAUCUGCGCCAUGCGACUGCAUGUGCGCCAUGCGACUGCGGAAGACUGCAGUCCGCGCGCUCUACAACUGCAUGCGCCUCCAACCCUCUUGCCCUUCGCGCGUCCGCGUUGCUCUCUCCCUCCGUCUCUUCCUCCGCUCUCCCCUCUGCCCCUCCUUCUCCUCCCUGUGGAUGAACGACAGGCUCCAACGUCACAGCGCCCACGCGCCGCUCCACCCGCCGGGUCAGCGCCCCCCCCCGCUCAGCGCCCCCCCCGCUCACCAGGCAGCGCCGCGCGCUCUGCUGGCCGUGUGGACAGCACCGGCGAGCAUGCUGCACGCAGAGCAGGUGAGCGUGCACUACGUUGACGGAGAGCCAAUGGACGGUGUGCAGCGUUUCUUCAAGUGGAUGCUGCUGCUGCAGAGCCGUCCCAUGCGCUUUGCCGUGUUUGGGCUGGGCAAUCAGCAGUACAAACACUUCAACCUGAUGGGCAACAUGCUUGACACGCGCCUCGCUGCUCUAGGUAUGCUGCUAUCCCAUGAUCUCCCUGCCCUCCCUGCCUUCGCUGUACACGGGAGCCCUUGGCCCGUGUGCAUGCACACCGUUGCGUGUCAUCCCCCCCAUGCCUACAAGAAUGCUCGCCUGCUCAUACAACGAGAUUUUGAUUUUCAACCCCAGGGCAUUCUCUUUCCAACCCUAGAAAAUUCUCUUUCCCUCCAU
Messenger RNA from Closterium sp. NIES-65, 2349 nucleotides. NCBI's taxonomy places the organism in Eukaryota, Viridiplantae, Streptophyta, Zygnematophyceae, Desmidiales, Closteriaceae. The record is from the annotation of a GenBank genome assembly.